Molecule: messenger RNA, 1218 nt
Organism: Amphimedon queenslandica
Lineage: Eukaryota; Metazoa; Porifera; Demospongiae; Haplosclerida; Niphatidae
Product: TNF receptor-associated factor 5-like
Exons: 1
Coding region: 1-1218 (405 amino acids)
Biological process (GO): signal transduction; regulation of apoptotic process; regulation of canonical NF-kappaB signal transduction
Cellular component (GO): plasma membrane signaling receptor complex
Molecular function (GO): zinc ion binding; protein binding
Source: RefSeq, a predicted model, not a curated record
AUGGCUGAGGGCGGCUACGAUUACAGUUUUGUUGAUGAACAUCUUCCUGAGGAAUUCAGAUGUGGCCUCUGCACAUUAGUUGCGCGUGAUCCACAACAAACAGACUGCUGCCACAAUAUCUUUUGUGAUAAUUGUUUAAAGAAACUUCGUCGAUCAACAAGGCCAUCGAAACCCAAAUGCCCUCUUUGUGGUCAGAAAAAGUUCGCCUCCUUCAACGAUGGAAGGAUCAAUCGUAAAGUCAUCGGCCUUGAAGUUUACUGCAGUAACCGCGAGGAGGGUUGUGAUUGGCAGGGAACCAUCAACGAAACUGGUACCUCAAUAGGUAUUCAUCUGAACAAUUGCCCCUAUCAACUGGUACCUUGCACUGAGGAGUGUGGAGAGGAGAUUAGGAGAAGUGCACUGGAGACGCACCUGGCAGACGACUGUACCAAACGAUUGGUUAACUGUAAGUAUUGCAACCGGAUAGGUCGAUAUCAACUGAUAACAAGUAGCAGUCAUCUUGACGAGUGUCCUGACCUCCCAGUCCAAUGCAGUAAUGAAGGUUGCAAUGAGAAGAUACCACGAAAUUCAGUGGUUUCACACAAUAAGACCUGCCCUAAAGCUUUUGUACCAUGUGAAUACAAUACUGUUGGAUGUAAUAAGAAAAUAAAGAGACAAGAACAAGAGAAACACAAUGAAAUGUCAAUACUUACACACCAACAUUUAACAAAGAAGCAACUAGAAGAGAGAAUAAAAUCUUUUGGAAGAAAUUCGGAGGUGUUUAAAGUAAACCAAUUUGGAAACAUUGAAACAUGGCAGAGUCCUGGCUUCUACACAUCACCCUCGUUCAAGUACAAGAUGUCUUUAUUAGUUUUUCCUAAUGGGAAGGGUGCAGGUAAAGGUACUCACGUCUCUUGUUUCUUAUGUUUCGUAGCAGGAGAAUAUGAUGAUAUAUUGGAGUGGCCAUUUGAAGGAGAAGUUACUAUAGAACUACUGAAUCGACUGGAGGAUAAGAAUCAUAAGAAAUGCACCAUAUCAUUUGAUGACACACUUCCAGAGAAAUACAGGCAAAGAGUAAAGAAAGGUACAAGCACUAACAGAUAUGGUAUCGACACAUUUGUAUCGCACGAAGAACUGAAGUAUAAUGCAAUUACUAAUCAUCAAUAUCUUAAAGACGAUACGCUUUACUUUCGAAUAAGUAUAGAGGUUGCACGAAUGAGGCCAUGGCUACUUUGUUGA